This is a messenger RNA of Suillus discolor, 2391 nucleotides long. RefSeq names its product microtubule associated protein-domain-containing protein. Gene Ontology annotation, molecular function: microtubule binding. The record is from RefSeq and is a predicted model, not a curated record. The coding region runs from base 1 to 2391 and encodes 796 amino acids. The transcript is spliced from 6 exons. Gene Ontology annotation, cellular component: mitotic spindle midzone; cytoplasm; spindle. Gene Ontology annotation, biological process: microtubule cytoskeleton organization; mitotic spindle midzone assembly. NCBI's taxonomy places the organism in Eukaryota, Fungi, Basidiomycota, Agaricomycetes, Boletales, Suillaceae.
AUGGUCGCCAACGCGAAUGUUGUGGAUGCCACAUCUCUCAUCGCGCCAAACAUGUCCUCAUCAUCGUCUCUAACGUUAAGCACGCUAUUAUCAACACUACACACACACCUCAAUGCCCAAACCCAACUUUUACCGACACUCCACGUUCAACUCGGCCUACCACAAACCGCCCUGGAAGAUGAACUGCAGACAUUACAGCAUACCCUGACCAAGGCCGUUGAGUCUCAGAUAGAGGUGCGGAGGAAACAAGUAGAUGAUUGGAUAGGAAAAUGCGAAGGAGUGGAGUUUGGUUGUGCUCGGUAUUCGAGAGCGCUGGGCACCCAUGCUAAAGUUGCUGGAUCGCUCAGUGAUCUGAAAGCCGAGAAAGUCUUGCCAAGGAGAUAUGAAAGCGCCACUGUGUACCAGGAGAAACUAAGACAGAUCUAUCACACGAAACUCGAGCAGCUCACAACGUUGACCAAUCGCCUGAAUGCCCUCGCACGGACGCUGGGCUCCCAUUUCUUUCAACAAGAUAUCUUGACUCCCGCAGUUGUUGCUACUGAGGAACUAGACAACCCUACAGCACUACGAGAUGUUAUGCCUGAGCGUUUUUCCAAACUUGAAAAGGAGCUUGUACGAGGAAAAGGCGAAGUGUUGAAGCGACUAACUCAACUGGGUGAAGUCUUCACCCAGAUCGACUGGCUUUACUCAGAAUUAGGUAUCGAUCCUCCCCCACCCACUGUCACGACACCGGUUGCCACCUCAUCUUCAACACUUGCUGUACCGAGAUAUUCUCUGCCACGAUCUUCAUCCGCCGGUAGUACGCGUCUCAACUCCAGUGCAGAUCCAUUUGCGUUCUCAACUGCGGGACCAUCGACGCCCACUCCUUCCUCGAUCGGGACAUCUGACAACCACAUGCUUUGCCCAUCGUCCUCUCCCCAACAGCCCUCUAUAGCCCUCCCAGAAGUUUCCGAGUUCCCCAACGAAAAUGAAUACCUCAGGUCCCUCGGACGCUUUAUCGAGCUACUCGACUCAUCGCCGCAAGACUCGCCACCUGGAACAAUCUUAAACUCAUGUGGUAUCGAACCGACGCAGGGGAUCUUGGCUUGGGGUGAUAGACUGCAUGCCGAACUGAAUGAACUCAAGAGGCGCCGAGAAGUACACAUCCAAGCCAUGUAUGACCAACUGGAGGCGCUUUGGCGACGCAUGGGUGUGGGCGAGGAGGCUAUGGAUGGUUUUGUCGAGGCGAAUCGCGGGACGACGCCUUCUGUGGUCCAAGCGUAUGAAGAAGAACUGGAGCGCAUGAUUGACUUGAGGCGCGAGAGAAUGGGCGAGUUUAUCGCUAAUGCUCGCACAGAAAUUGAGAGCCUGUGGGAGGAGCUCAUGGUAGGAGAAGAUGAGCGGAAUGAUUUUGCGGCAUUCGCUGAUGAUGAACAUACAGAAGAUUUGCUGAGCCAGCAUGAGCACGAGAUCGCCCGCCUAAAAGCGGAAGUGCGGCUCAAGACGCCACUACUGACAUCGAUCAAGAAGUACAUGGAGAUUUGUGAGGAAGAGAAGGAGCUAGAGCGUGUAGCCAGUGAUCAGACACGCCUUCUAGGAAGGGGUGGGGGACGAGAUCCUGGUAGACUGCUCCGGGAAGAGAAGAUGCGAAAGAGGGUUGGGAAAGAGAAGCCGAAGCUUGAACAACAACUACUGUCAUCGCUGCCUACAUGGGAACAAACGCACGGACGAGCUUUCCUCGUACAUGGCGAAAGCAUGCUCCAGUUGUUGAUGGAGAAUGCAUCGGCGAACGAACAGGAGAAUCGCAAAAGAACGCCUACUUCUCAAUAUUCUGCGCAGGCGCUCAAUAGGGGGGCUUCGCAAAGCCUGAAGCCCGCCGCAGCCGCCAGCAACGGGGCAAAUGUCGCUUCCAAAGGAGGAUAUGUCCCUGGUAAAUCCAACGCAUCUCAUCACGGCGUGGUAACACCCGCCAAACUCAUCGAUGGCACACAUCGUACUGUAGCACGUCCAGGAUCGCCUACAAGGGGCCGGACACCCAGCGGCAAUUCAGCUCUCCCUCGACCAACCAUGCAAAACGCGCCGCAUAUGCCUUCCCAUUCAAAGAACUCGCAGGGGUACGCUGCACUUGGAUGGGGCCGCAAUCCGUCGACGAUGCCACGAUCAACAUCACAUACGAGUGUAACACAUCUUAGCUCAAGCGUGAGCUCGCACUAUCUUUCGAGCUCACGGUCGUACAACUCUGCCUCGAUGGCGUCCAGUCAUUCUAGGGAGUCAGCAGCUAAAAAGACGACGGGUCGUAUUCGCAAGGAGAGCUUCAAACCACGGCCGAGUAUCGAUGGUGGUAGUGGAGGUGCUGUGGGAUGGAAGAGCGGGUUUCGGGGGAUAAGCGUUGCAGAGGAAGACGGAUGCUGA